Messenger RNA from Pseudocercospora fijiensis CIRAD86, 1239 nucleotides. RefSeq lists its product as uncharacterized. Lineage: Eukaryota; Fungi; Ascomycota; Dothideomycetes; Mycosphaerellales; Mycosphaerellaceae. Gene Ontology annotation, molecular function: phosphoric diester hydrolase activity. The record is from RefSeq and is a predicted model, not a curated record. Gene Ontology annotation, biological process: lipid metabolic process. The transcript has 2 exons. The coding region runs from base 1 to 1239 and encodes 412 amino acids.
AUGACCGUUCGGAGACGAAAAGCAUCAUUCGACUAUUUUUCCUCGCCCGGAGACGCAUCUGCCCAUGGCUUGCUGAGACUCAAGAGGAUAUCGCCGCCACGAGAGGUCCAACGCGGUCGAAGGGUGUAUGUUGCUGGGCUUUUGCGACGGGCGUGUUUGGCCUUGCCCGUCCUUGUUUUGAUGUUUUUUGGCCUUGUGCAUGUCCUGCACGUGCUCUCAGGACAAGGGCAAUUACUUUGGGACAACGAGGUGGAUGACGAGUGGAUGCCAGAUUGGGGCAAGCCAGGAGAACCGGGAUACGGAUUGUCACAUUAUCCAACAGAUGCCACGCGAGAUGUAAUCCCGAUACCGUGCCAUUCACACAAUGAUUACUGGAGACGGAUCCCCUUGUUCGACGCGAUCCAUUGGGGCUGUACUGGCGUCGAAGCCGAUGUGUGGCUGUUUGACGAGGAAUUGUACGUGGGACACAACACAGCAUCCUUAACCCGGAACCGAACGUUUCGAAAUCUCUACAUCAACCCCCUGGUCGACCUGCUGGACAGGAUGAAUCCAAACUCACCAUUUAGCCCCAAUACGACUGGCCAUGGGGUUUUCGACGAGGAUCCGAAUCAGUCUCUCGUGCUCCUAGUCGACUUCAAGACCAAUGGUCGAGAUACGUAUCCAUACGUCCACAAGCACCUCGAGGCGCUGAGAGAAAAGGACUAUCUCACAUACCACGAUGGAAACGGGGUUCAGAAACGUGCAGUGACUGUCGUGGGCACUGGCAACACACCCUUCGACAUGGUCGUCUCCGAAAAACGAAGAGACAUCUUCUUCGACGCUCCCCUCGACAAAAUGUGGGAACCGGCUCGGACAGAAGAUGAUCAACCACGACCCCUCGCCUCCCCAAUCGCAUUCGGCGAAGGUCAAGGAAACGUUGGUACAGGCCAGGUGACUUCGGCCGACGAUUUCAACACGACCAAUUCCUAUUACGCGAGUGUAUCCUUCAUGAAAACCGUGGGGUUCGUGUGGCGCGGACGCUUGACUCCGAGGCAAAUGCACAUCAUCAGAGGACAGAUUCGGGGGGCCCAACGUCGAGGGCUGAAAGCCAGGUAUUGGGAUACACCGGGCUGGCCUAUACAUCUGCGAAAUUACAUCUGGCAUGUAUUGAUGAAGGAAGGUGCGGAUAUGCUCAAUGUGGAUGAUUUGAAAGGCGCUGCUGUGCAGAAUUGGAUGGCGAGGACGCGUGGACUGUUGUGA